Messenger RNA from Naegleria fowleri, 2583 nucleotides. RefSeq lists its product as uncharacterized. The coding region runs from base 1 to 2583 and encodes 860 amino acids. The transcript is spliced from 5 exons. Gene Ontology annotation, cellular component: cytoplasm. The record is from RefSeq and is a predicted model, not a curated record. Lineage: Eukaryota; Heterolobosea; Eutetramitea; Acrasida; Naegleriidae. Gene Ontology annotation, biological process: proteasome-mediated ubiquitin-dependent protein catabolic process; regulation of proteolysis. Gene Ontology annotation, molecular function: ubiquitin protein ligase binding.
AUGGGAAGAGUAUUUAUAUGGGGAGAUUCACAUCUGCCGAAACUUGUCAAUUUUGCUUUACCUCUUUCUGUGAAACAAGUCCUUGCGACUGGAUUGAAUGAUUUUUACAUCUUGUUGGAUGGUGGAGAAUUAUAUCGAUUUAAAUUAAUCAAAACAACAAACAGCGAUGUGUCAGACACUCCAAGUUCAUCCACCAAUUUGGUGACAUCAGAAAGUGAAUUUGCAAAUAUUUCAACACCAGAAUUAAUAUCUCUUCGUGAGGAAGAUGUGGCAAAUAAUGAACAUUUAAUCAUGAUCGUAUGCUUGAAUCGAAACCAAAUUGUUGGUUUAUCAAAUUUUGGAAAAUUGUUUUGGUUGAAAGAACCACAUGCAUCCAUCAUGAUCUUGAUGGAAGAUAAAGAUGUCACUCAUUCAAAAAUUGAGAAAAUCAGUGGAGAUGGAUGUGAUUCCUUUGUCAUACAUUAUGCCAGUGGAGCUCUCAAACAAUGUUCCGUACUUAAUCAAGGUAAUAUCUCAACCGUUCGACGAUUUCAUCCAUCUCAUCAAUUGCUUUGUACCAAUGACUUUGCAUUUCAAAUUCCUGAUGAAAAUUGUAAGACACUUGUAUUUCAUGGAAGUACUUCACAAUUUCCUGUAAAAGCAAAUGAACUCAAUUGCCCAGAUGGAGGUGUUUGGAUAGGUGGUUCAGUGAAGGAACAUCAUGUGUUAUUCUUGUCCAGUUUGGGAAAUGUUUACUCUCUUGGAAUGAAUUAUGAGACUAUUUAUUGUGGUGAAUUAAUUCUUCGUGACAACACUUUCACGCAAGUACCAGGACUGAGAGACAUUAUCAAAGUGACACAAUGUAAAGAUAAUUUAUUAUUUUGGGGUUCUAACAAGCAUUACUUUUGUGCUGCACUUACCAAGAAUGGAGAUGUAUUCACUUGGGGAGGAAACAAUGGUUUGAUGUGUGGUCACUCUCCAACGAAACCAAGAUGCUUUUUUGGAACACUUGUGACAGCGUUUUAUGGUCAAAAAAUUGAUCAAAUCGAUUGUGGAUCUACUGUAGCGAUUGCCUAUGCAAAGGAUUCUGGAACUGUAUUUUCUCAAUUUAUCAACAAUGAAGAAUUUAGUGAUCUUAAAUUAGAAUUAAGGUCUCAUCGAACCAACGAUAUGAAAGAAAUUUAUUUACACAAAUGCAUUCUAUUGGCACGAUGUCCAACUCUUCUCCAAUUAGUAGAAUCUAAAAAACUGAAUCGUUUCUUACGUGGAGCAAUUUUUGGUUUAGACACUCACGAUCAACUCUGUGUGGAAGAGGAAUAUUCAACAGAAAUGGAAGUAACUUGUAAAAAUUCGACUCGAACUGUUGUGACUAUUGAUUGUACUCUUUCAGACAAACAAAGAAAAGAAUGGGGUUUUGAAGAUGGUUUGAAAAUUAUUUAUGACUCUAUUUACUUUUAUCUUUCAUACUUAUACACUGAUCAGAGACAUAUCGAUGUUCAAAAAGAAAAGGAUCAACAAAAAGUUAGAUUGAUUAAUUUAACCACCAGAAAAAUUAUUGAGCUUUUUUACUAUUUGGAAAGUCAAUUGUGGAAUAACGAAACUCCAAUUUCACACUCAACCAUUUCUCAACAUUUAAUCUCUGAUCAUUUACUAAAGUCGUACUUGACAUGGACCAAAUCUAAUUCUAAAUAUGAAAAUUUAUCCAAAGAUAACAGACAAACACGAGGUUUGUUCCUCUAUGGAGAUGUUCAUAUUGAAGAUCCAAAAAUUAGAAAAAGCAGAAUUGCAAAACAUUUACACACUAUUUUCUCCAAACCCAAUACGUAUGAUGAUUGUACUCUUCAAAUGACAAGCAAACCUGGAGAAUUGUGUUCACUGAGUGGUCAUCGAGUAGUUUUGUCUCUUUCAGAAUUUUUCAAAAGUCUCUUUAUUUCAAACAUGCAAGAAACUUUUGAUAAUAAUUGCAUCAAAUUGGACAGGAAUGAAUUCGAUGAUGACAAUUAUUUAUUUCAAGUUGAAAAUCUGUUGCCCAUGAUUUACUUUUUAUAUUGUGGCGAAAGAUCUCGAAAGGAAUUAUGGAUGGACAGAUAUGAUGCCAAUUUGUCCACUCUCAAUGCCAGUGAAUGUUUGGCUGUUGGAAAUUAUUUCACUUCUCGACAAUUCAAAACCUUUUGUGAAACAUUUAUUUCCAAAUACAUUGAUUUGGAAACCAUUGUUCCACUCUUAGCCAUUUGUGACGUACAUGCUGCCUAUUCUCUUCGAGAAAUGUGUCUCAAUUUUGCAGUGGAACACUUUGAGCAAGUGUAUAUUCAAAAAGCAUUUCAUGAAGACUUGGAAUCUGACACAAAAACCUUUGUUGUAAAAUUAGCAAAAAAGAGAGGAAAGAAAGUAGUAGAUGAGACGACUCUUAAGAACAUUUGGAAGAAUGGUGAAUGGAUUUAUACAAGUACAACCACGAAUGGCAGCUCUCAAUCCUCCUCUCCAUCUUCUUCAACUGUUGAAACCAAAACAACCACAACAACAGCAUCCUCUUCAUCCAUGACGACGACUACCACUCGCAACAAAAGGUUCUCCUUUUUCAGUCGGUUUUUCAAGAAGCGAUAA